Molecule: messenger RNA, 3490 nt
Organism: Chelmon rostratus (copperband butterflyfish)
Lineage: Eukaryota; Metazoa; Chordata; Actinopteri; Chaetodontiformes; Chaetodontidae
Gene: pcsk7
Product: proprotein convertase subtilisin/kexin type 7
Exons: 17
Coding region: 167-2467 (766 amino acids)
Biological process (GO): protein processing
Cellular component (GO): trans-Golgi network; Golgi membrane
Molecular function (GO): serine-type endopeptidase activity
Source: RefSeq, a predicted model, not a curated record
UACGUCUGGGUUAGGGCUUGUAUGUUACGGAAAUGUGAUGACAAGCUCAGCGUCACUCACAAAAUUGUCAGGUAAUAGAUGAGAACUGCGAAUUCCGUGGAAAGGUUGCUGUUCAGAUGAGGAGGAGGGCUUGCCUGGUUGACCCUGUGUGUUGCCCUUUGUUGCCAUGGCAACACCCUACUUUCCCACACUCCUGAUCCUAAUUUUUAUGUCCUCCUUCACCCUCUUGCUUUUGACCCUCCUGCCCUCUGUUGCCCCAUCGAUUCCUGUUUCUUCCUCCUCUCCUCCCUCACCUUGGCCGUCACCAUCCUGCGGCCUGGGUCAGUCCUGGGCCGUCCGGAUCUACACUGGCUCACAUCACGAGGAGGAAGAUGGUGAACAGGACUCUGAGCAUCUGGAUGUGAUAGCCAACAGGGUUGCAGAGCAGGCUGGGCUGCAGAACCAGGGCCAGAUUGGACAGCUGGAAGGCCACUACUUGCUCUGCUCUGUCAAGCCUGAAACUGGACCUGUUUGGAGCAAGGGUGUCCAUCCUGGGGACGUCCUGGCAGCCCAUCCUCAUGUCCUGUGGCACUCCCAAGAGAGGGUGCUUAGCCGCUCUAAGAGAUCAAUGGCCUUCAAUGAUCCCCGCUAUCCUAAACAGUGGCAUCUGCACAAUGACCUCAAUAAGGGUAUGGACAUCAAUGUAACAGGGGUGUGGGAGCGCAACAUCACUGGCCAAGGAGUCACAGUUGUGGUAGUAGAUGACGGGGUGGAACACACCCACCAGGACAUCCAGCCCAACUAUAGUCCAGAGGGCAGUUAUGACUUGAACUCCAAUGACCCAGACCCCAUGCCUCACCCAGACGAUCGCAGCGACAACCACCACGGGACGCGAUGUGCCGGCGAGAUUGCAGCCGUUCCCAACAACAGCUUCUGUGCCGUAGGGGUUGCCUAUGGCAGCAAAGUGGCAGGUAUCAGAGUCCUGGAUGGCCCGCUGACAGACAGCCUGGAGGCCAUAGCUUUCAACAAGCACUACCAGGUCAACGACAUCUACAGCUGCAGUUGGGGUCCAGAUGAUGAUGGACACACUGUGGAUGGACCCCAUCCCCUGGGCAAGGCGGCACUACAGCACGGGGUCAUUGCAGGCAGACAAGGCUUUGGCAGCAUCUUUGUGGUUGCUAGUGGCAAUGGAGGUCAGUACAAUGACAACUGCAACUACGACGGCUACGCCAACUCCAUCUAUACCAUCACAGUCGGAGCGGUCGAUGAGAAAGGCAGAAAGCCUUUUUACGCUGAGGAGUGUGCGUCCAUGCUGGCUGUCACUUUCAGCAGUGGGAAUAACAGGCUGAGGAGCAUUGUGACAUCAGACUGGUCCAUGCAGCGGGGGACAGGCUGUACGGACAGCCACACUGGCACGUCUGCUGCUGCCCCCCUGGCGGCAGGAAUGGUGGCCCUCAUGCUGCAGGUCCGUCCCUGCCUCAGCUGGAGAGACGUCCAGCACAUCAUUACCUUCACUGCCACCAAGUGUGACAGCGCUGCAGACUGGAGGAUGAACGGAGCCGGUUUCUAUCACAGCCACCAGCACGGCUUUGGCCUGCUCAAUGCAUGGAGACUCGUCAAUGCUGCAAAGGUUUGGGAGUCGGUGCCAUUCCUUGUAUCCUAUCAGAGCUCGGUGAUAAAGGAGGAAGCGUCCAUCCCAACUUACUCCGAUGAGCUCAUCCGCACCUGGAAAGUGUCUGCUGCUGACCUGAGACAGUCUGGAAUGGAGACACUGGAGCAUGUGGCCGUUACCGUGACAAUCACCCACCCUUGCCGUGGCAAUCUGGAGAUUGCGUUGGUCUGCCCCAGUAAUAUGACAUCAGUCAUCGGGGCACGGCGUGCCAUCGACAGAGACCCUGCAGGCUACCAGGACUGGACUUUCUCCACUGUGCGCUGCUGGGGAGAGAGAGCUGAAGGCCAGUACACUCUCAAGAUAUCUGACCACAAAGAGCCGCUGUCUGAGCAGUGUGCCACUGUGGGAGUGUUGAAGCAGUGGACGCUGACCCUGUAUGGCUCCUCAAUGACAUACCGCGAGGUCAAAGAUAGACAGCGACUGGUGGAGGAGGCUAUGAGUGGCAAGUAUCUGGACAGCAACUUCUCCCUGCCAUGCCCUCCAGGGCUGGACAUCCCUCCAGAGAUCAUCAGCCCGUUCACCUCCAACAAUCUUAAGUUCCUGCUGUUGCUGGGCUGCUUUGCUCUUUUCUGGUCUCUCUACUACACACUGGAGGUCACUCUGGCCCACCUGGACCUUAGGGGCCUCCUCUGCCUGCGCAGGAGACGGGGAGGUCACCGGGUCAGGAGGGGGCACCAAAGGAGAGGAGUGGAGGAGCCGUUAUUGGAGGAGGAGGACGGGGGUGAAGAGGAGCGGGACUCAGGGGUGGAGCUGCAUGCAGUGCUGGACUCCGAGGCCAAAAUGAACCUCUUAAAGGGAGAACGGCUGGCAACAUAGCACUGAUCCAGAUGAUGAGUCUCACUGUUUGUGCUCAUGAGACGUCUCAGGCUUUCACCCUCUCCUCCCCGCCCACCCAGGCUCCAGUCAACCUCCUCUGUGAUGGUAGGGGGUCAGAGUGUGGACUGCAGAUGGACCUGAUAGAAGAAUGGACUCUUAGUCCUAGUCUGCAUUUUCCAAACAGGUGGCCUUGUAUGAAAGUCUGUGUUUGUGCCGUGACAGUAUGCGUGUGUAUGUGUGCUCCGAGGAAAGAAAAAAUGAGCAAAAUCCUCGAAAGUGAGAAUAUCUUGUCUGUCGCUGGGCUACAUUUCCCACCAAGAUUAGGUUUGGCUUAGAACAUGUGCUGGAGAGAGACCUGAUAGGGUGUAACAUCCCAGUACAGUUGCAUGUUUGACAGUGUGCAUACCGACUAGUCUGUAUGCAAAUGUGCACCCAGAGAGGUACUGAGCUUACAGAUAGGUGAGACACACAAUUCGGACACCUGUCCUCAAACCAAGAGAAAGAUACAAAUGUGAUGUGCACUAUAUAUUGGAAGGUAUGAAUCUGCUCUGUGUGUGUGUGCCUGUGUGUGUGUGUGUGUGGGUGCGUGAGAGUGAGCGCUUGUGCUCCCCUGACUAUGUGUGCUCUGUCUUCCUUGAAAAAAUGUGAGGUUCCAAGACGAUACUGAUCUAUUUUAAGAAUGAGAUUUAUUUUCUGAGGUGUUAUUUGAUGCAUUUUAUUUUUUAAGUCUGGGCUAAUUAUCUAUGGGUUAUCAACCAACUACUGAUAAAAACUUGAAGUGGGAUUUUCAACUUUGGGAUUUGUAUAGGUAUUUUUUUUAUGAAGUGUAAUAUAUACACAAUGUGUGCCUGCUGUACAGAUAUAUACCAACUGUGUUUAAUAAUUUAUACCAAAUGUUUUUAAGAAUGUAUUAAAGAACUAUAAUUUUUUAAUGUAGGGGAGAGUUUGGAGUGAAGUUGGAAACUGUGUUUUGCUGUGCAAGGCACAGAUGAUCUGAAUGAUAAUAAAAGACCGUUGACAUAA